Ascochyta rabiei is the source of this 1125-nucleotide messenger RNA. RefSeq lists its product as uncharacterized. The transcript is spliced from 2 exons. The coding region runs from base 1 to 1125 and encodes 374 amino acids. The record is from RefSeq and is a predicted model, not a curated record. Gene Ontology annotation, cellular component: extracellular region. Gene Ontology annotation, molecular function: pectate lyase activity; cellulose binding. Gene Ontology annotation, biological process: pectin catabolic process. NCBI's taxonomy places the organism in Eukaryota, Fungi, Ascomycota, Dothideomycetes, Pleosporales, Didymellaceae.
AUGAAGUUCUCUCAGAUCCAGCUUGCGGCACUCGUGGCCAGCAUUGCCUCUGCGCAAACCCUCAACAUCCCAACUCGUGUUGGCGAGAUCACCUCGCUUCCUUCGCCCAGCACCAUCACCGGCAGCGAGGACUACGGCAACAAGGAGUUCGACAGGGGCCAGCCGUGUGAUUCGGAUGAAGACACCGGCAGUGACAACGCUGUCUUCGUUCUCGAGGAUGGUGCUAGCCUGUCCAACGUCAUCAUUGGUGCUGAUGCCCUGGAGGGCGUUCACUGUCUUGGUGCUUGCACGUUGACCAAUGUCUGGUUCCGCGACGUCUGCGAGGAUGCCAUCUCCGUCCUCGGUACGGGUGACGCUACCAUCAUCGGCGGCGGUGCUCAAGAGGCCAAGGACAAGGUCGUCCAGCACAACGGCGCGGGAACGGUCACUAUCAAGGACUUCACAGUCGUCAACGCUGGCAAGCUCUACCGCAGCUGCGGUGACUGCACCAACAACGAGUCCAAGUCUCCUCGCAAGGUGAUUGUCGAGAACAUCCGCGCUUUCGGCAUGACCUCUGACCUCAUCGGCAUCAACUCCAACUUUGGUGACGAGGCAACCAUCAGCGGAUCUUGCGGCGAGACUAAGAACGUAUGCCAGGAGUACAAGGGUGUCAACAAGGGCAGCGGUUCUAGCUCCAAGGUUGACACCAAGACGAGCUGCAAGGGUGCUCAGGGUACGCUCGAGACUCUGCCUGCGUGCGGUGCAGACGACGAGCUCCCGGAGCCCGAGGUUCCUUCUGGGACCGCUUCCGAGGCCGUCCCUUCUGCGAGUGCGACACCUACCGAUACCGAGGUCCCUGAGGAGACCACCACCCCCACCCCCACCGAGGCUGAGGAGGCGCCCGAGGAGACCGAGGUCGAGGAAGAGGGAGAGGAAGAGGAGGCGCCUAUCACCACCGCGGCACCUGCUCCCUCUACGCUGUUGACGCUGACCAAGACUUCCGAGGCGUCGACACCCACUGAGGGCUCGUCUGGCGGCAGCGUUGCGCGCUGGGGACAAUGCGGAGGUCAGGGCUACACGGGCCCUACUGCUUGCGCCGCCGGCGAAUGCACGGUCCAGAAUCCCUUUUACUCGCAGUGCUUGUAG